Messenger RNA from Dreissena polymorpha, 342 nucleotides. RefSeq lists its product as uncharacterized. The record is from RefSeq and is a predicted model, not a curated record. The coding region runs from base 1 to 342 and encodes 113 amino acids. The transcript has a single exon. NCBI's taxonomy places the organism in Eukaryota, Metazoa, Mollusca, Bivalvia, Myida, Dreissenidae.
AUGUCGUACUCCCCUACUGAGAAAGAAGUACAAUGCAUUAUCCACUGGUUCCAGGGAUGGAGUAAAAUGCAAAAAGAUGACUUUUUUAAGGAACUCCUAGACAAAGCCAUACCGUGUCAUCUCGAUUCUUUAUUCACCUCUAUGCAGACAAUGAACGUUGAUGACAAACCUCCCAGUAUUUUUCAGUGCCAGAUGAAAUUGUUCAAUCAGUGGUUUGACACAUGGUCACAUGCUGACAGGAACAUGUUCAUGAUCAAACUUAGGGAGGUGGAUUCUCAGUUUGUGAACGAGUUUGAACGACAGUUUUCGUUGCAGAUAUCGUUACAAAGUGGAACUGAGUGA